Molecule: messenger RNA, 1564 nt
Organism: Castor canadensis (American beaver)
Lineage: Eukaryota; Metazoa; Chordata; Mammalia; Rodentia; Castoridae
Gene: Lox
Product: lysyl oxidase
Biological process (GO): collagen fibril organization; peptidyl-lysine oxidation
Molecular function (GO): copper ion binding; protein-lysine 6-oxidase activity
Source: RefSeq, a predicted model, not a curated record
CUGUCAGCCCCGACCUCCCGCGGCGGGGACGAGCCGGGGAAGGGAGCGAUGCGCCUCGCCUGGACGGUGCUCCUGCUGGGGCCGCUGCAGCUCUGCCCGCUCCUGCGCUGCGCCCCGCAGGCCACCGGUCCGCAGCAGCCCCCUCGCGAGCCGCCCGCCGCCCCGGGCGCCUGGCGCCACCAGAUCCAAUGGGAGAACAACGGGCAGGUGUUCAGCCUGCUGAGCCUGGGCGCGCAGUACCGGCCGCAGCGCCGCCGGGACCCGAGCGCCGCCGCCGCGGGUGCCCAGGGCGCCCCGGUCCCGCAGUCGCAACCGCAGCCGCGCACGCCGAUCCUGCUGCUGCGCGACAACCGCACGGCCGCUGCGCGGGCGCGGGUCGCCGGCCCCUUCGGGGUCGCCACCGGCCGCCCCAGGCCCGCUGCCCGACACUGGUUCCAGGCUGGCUACUCGCCCUCUGGGGCUCGCGACGCGCCUAACCGGACGGCAUCGGGACAGCUCCCCGAGCUCAGCAACCUGCGGCCGCCCAGCCACGUGGACGGCAUGGUGGGCGACGACCCGUACAACCCCUACAAGUACUCCGACGACAACCCUUAUUACAACUACUACGACACGUACGAGAGGCCCCGGUCGGGUAGCAGGUACCGGCCGGGAUACGGCACCGGCUACUUCCAGUACGGUCUCCCAGACCUGGUGCCCGACCCCUACUACAUCCAGGCGUCCACCUACGUGCAGAAGAUGUCUAUGUAUAACCUGAGGUGUGCCGCGGAAGAAAACUGUCUGGCCAGUUCAGCAUAUAGGGCAGAUGUCAGAGAUUAUGAUCACAGGGUGUUGCUAAGAUUUCCCCAAAGAGUGAAAAAUCAAGGAACAUCUGACUUCUUACCAAGCCGCCCGAGAUAUUCCUGGGAAUGGCACAGUUGUCACCAACAUUACCACAGCAUGGAUGAAUUCAGCCACUAUGACCUGCUGGACGCCAGCACACAGAGGAGAGUGGCUGAAGGCCACAAAGCAAGUUUCUGUCUUGAGGACACCACCUGUGACUAUGGGUACCACAGGCGAUUUGCGUGUACUGCGCACACACAGGGGCUGAGCCCUGGCUGCUAUGAUACUUAUGGGGCAGACAUAGACUGCCAGUGGAUUGAUAUUACAGAUGUACAGCCUGGAAACUACAUUCUAAAGGUCAGUGUAAACCCCAGCUAUCUGGUGCCUGAAUCAGACUACACCAACAACGUUGUGCGCUGUGACAUUCGCUACACAGGACACCAUGCCUAUGCCUCAGGCUGCUCAAUUUCACCGUAUUAGAAAGCAAGCCAAAUCCCCAGUGGAUUAAUCAGUGCCUGGUGUUCUGAAGUGGGAAAAAAUAGAUUAGCAUCAGUAGGAUUUACGUAUUUCAAAAAGAGGACAGAAAACAACAAAGGAAUUUUUGUUUGGACUGUUUUACAACAAAGCACAUAACUGGAUUUUGAACAUUGAAAUCAGCAUUACUUGGGAAUUCUUAAAUUCUUACAUUACUUUGUGAAGUAACACAGUGUUUCAAUUCUGUUGUUGCAUACUUAGUUCUUUCAAA